This is a messenger RNA of Phytophthora sojae, 2934 nucleotides long. RefSeq lists its product as hypothetical. Gene Ontology annotation, biological process: GPI anchor biosynthetic process. Gene Ontology annotation, cellular component: endoplasmic reticulum membrane. The transcript is spliced from 2 exons. Bases 1 to 2934 code for a protein of 977 amino acids. NCBI's taxonomy places the organism in Eukaryota, Oomycota, Peronosporomycetes, Peronosporales, Peronosporaceae. Gene Ontology annotation, molecular function: mannose-ethanolamine phosphotransferase activity. The record is from RefSeq and is a predicted model, not a curated record.
AUGGGGCAUCGCGUGCUCGCGGCGCUGCUGGCGCUGCACGCUGCGGCGCUGUAUUUGUUCACCACGGGCUUCUUCCUGACGCGCUUCGAAGUGUCGGACCUCAGCAGCUGCCACGCGUCUCCGUCCGAAGCCAGCUCCAGCCCCUCGCACCUCCGUGGCGGCCAUGAAGACGCAGGAGGCUCCGACGACGCUGCAACUGAAGGCUGCUGGAUGCCUCGACGCUUCCGGCGCGUCGUGUUCGUGGUGAUUGACGCGCUCCGGUUCGACUUCGCGGCUGCCCGGUCGAGCUCGCAACGGUCGGCGUUCUACAGCGACCGACUGCCGGUUCUCAAUGAUACCCUGGCUACCGAGCCGGAGCACGCGCUACUGCUCAAGUUCGUGGCGGACCCGCCCACGAUGACCAUGCAAAGGCUCAAGGGACUGACGACCGGCUCGCUCCCGACGUUCUUGGACAUCAAGGACAACAUGGCGACCAGCAGCCAGAUUGUCGAGGACAAUUUGCUGCGCCAGCUGCGCGCGCAACAGCGCGGAGUCGUGUUCAUGGGGGACGACACGUGGGACGCGCUGUAUGCUCGGGAGUUCACGAGGAAGUUCGCCUUUGACUCGUUCAAUGUCAAGGACCUGCACUCGGUGGAUCGGGGGGUCACAGCGCACUUGUUUCCGGAACUGCACAAGCCUGACUGGGACUUGUUGAUCGCGCACUUCUUAGGAGUGGACCAUGUCGGACAUACCCAUGGCCCUAGCUCCGUCUUCAUGGCUGAGAAACUGGAUGAGAUGAACGGGGUACUAACAAAGUUGCUGCAGGAGCUCAAGGAGAUGCCGGGCGGGGAAGACGUGCUUCUGGCUGUGCUGGGAGACCACGGCAUGUCGGCUGAUGGGAACCACGGAGGUGCCAGUGACGAAGAGACGGGAGCUGCGUUGUUCCUGUACAGCAAGGCAUCACUUGUCGCUACGGGAGGCGGGACGGAUGACGAGCUGCAAAAGUAUGCGGAGAGAAUACUCGACAGCUCGCGCGAGGUACCGCAAGUUGAUCUUGUUCCGACACUAGCACUGCUGAGUGGCUUGCCUAUCCCGUUUGGCAACCUUGGCAGCGUGAUUCCGUCAUUGUUCUUUGUACCACCAGCAACUACAAAGCAGACAUCAGUUGGAGGUGAGGAAAAUAAAGCGGUGACCGCCUUUCAGUCGCUGAAUCGCGCAUUGCGGCUGAACCUGGAUCAGGUGCGACGCUACCUCUUUCGAUAUUCAUCGGAAUCCAAGCUGCCGGAGCGAGCGUAUGAUCAUCUGGAGAAGCUAUUCGUCGGCAUCAAGAAUGUUGAGAAGCAAUUGGAGGGAGUGUACGGAAGCGAAUCAAGCUCAACGUAUUCGAAAGCAGACAUUCCGUUGCUACUGCGCCUUCAUGAAGACCUGGCAAAACAGCAGCAGAAUUAUCUGCGCGAAACCUUGUCACUGGGUCGUUCUAUCUGGACGCAGUUCGAUUUGUGCAGUAUGGGCUGGGGAAUGGCGCUGCUUACGUGGUCCUUUAUCGUGGGCGUUAGAAAAUCUGCAAGUGGAAGCCCAGUGAGUGAGUCAUGGAGAUAUCUGGGUGCUGUCGCUAUUGUGGGCGGCCUGUUCUUCGUCUGUCCUGCAAGUAUCAACUUGCCCUUGCUUCCGGCUGCCCCGUUGUCACGAGCGUUGGUGGUAGCUUCGUGCAGUGGUUUGGCUCAGUUGACUUUGCUGGUGUCGGUUCCACGCAAAUCUACUGUUAUACUAACUACUGGAGGCCCUUGGAGCGGUAUCAGAACAUGGCUACCUUCCAUAUCUGCGGUGGGGGUGGUUGUCACGGUGGUCGUCGUACUUCAUGCGCUGGCGCUGCUGUCCAAUAGCUACAUCGUGGCUGAAGGCAAUGUUAUGCAAUUUCUAUCAGCCACCAUCGGGUUCUUCCUGCUUGGUUGCGCGCAAUGUACGAGCGUCAACAGAGCUUCCGCUACGGUUGCUGCACUGAUGUUCCUUUGCGCCACGCGGGUAAGCAGCGCCAUCGAACCACCCAACAUCAUCAAGGCGUCCACGACACUAGGGUCAACGUUUGCCCCACUCGCUGCAACAGCCCUACUUGCUGUUGGGUCUUCCUUGAAGGCUGCUCAAUUCACUGGACGUCCGCUCUGCUGCGUGUGCGCUAUCUUCUGGGCAGCUUCACCAAUCGAGGUGACUUUCUGGCGACUGUGGCUUCCCCGCUUCGUUUAUUUGAGCUUCUUGGGAAGUCUAGUUUACCUCCUCGUGCGCGCAUUACGGCAGCAGAGACGGAAAGCCUCCGGUGGAGAACCAUUGCAACUGGCAAACGACCACCUCAUCUUAACGUGGCAACUCGUUCCAGCGUUUAUGCUGGUGCUUGGACCCACGUCACCGUUGUCGGUGCUUUGUCUGGUGACGCAGUGUCUAAGCUUUGCGUUUAUCGUCACUUGCCGCCGAUCUGGUGCUGUAGCAGUAUCUGGGAGCAUCACACCUUGGAUACUGCUUUGGGCUUCGUGUUCGUACCAAGCGUUCUUCACCACGGGCCAUGCAAACACCUUCACGAGCUUGCAAAAUGCCGCAGGGUUCGUGGGUUUCGACGUCUUCAACUUCUACGCCGCAGGAGCCCUACUGGGGUUGAACACGUUCGGUUGCUUCGCGCUGGCAGUGCUGGCGCUACCCUGGCUGGCCUUGAGCAGACAGCAAUGCCGAUUGGGCCAAGAGAGAUUGGCCCUUGCGUUCUCGGCCUAUUUCUCUCUCAAUGCGUUGGUGUCAACGCUGUUUGUCGCGCUCCAGCGAAGACACCUGAUGGUGUGGGCCAUCUUCGCUCCUAAGUUCAUCUUCGACGGUGUGGUGCUGCUCGUCACUGAAUCGCUGUUGCUUUUACUAUUUGCGCCGUUUUCACGUCACCAAGACAAGAGCUCGACAAACUUAGAUAAACUAGAGUAG